GCGGCUGCGGGUGUUCCCCUCGCUGGCGUCCGGGCUGCGGGUCGUCCGGCGAAGGACUCGGGCCGCUUUGCUCUGAGGACGCGACGCCUUAGCUUCUCGGACUUCCCUUUGCAGUGUGACAGUCCUAGCUGAGCAGUUACUUCCCCUGAGGGGCUGAUAAGCCUUUGACAAAGUGAGUGGCCAGAACUGGUGACACCCUGGUGCAGACGCCUUCCCCGAAGGAUCCCACACCGAAUGCAGAAAACAUCCUCUUUAGAGCCCAUGGGGCUGGGCCCAGACAACCCGGGAGGUGCCAGAGUGUGCCACUCAGAUCAGCGCCGUCAGGGUCCUGGCAUGGAAAGUCCCCAGAAGACAGAAGUGGUUCUCCUUGCCUGUGGCUCCUUUAACCCAGUCACCAACAUGCACCUCCGGCUGUUUGAGCUGGCCAAGGACCACAUGAAUGCAACAGGAAAAUACAGGGUUAUCAAAGGCAUCAUUUCUCCCGUUGGCGACGCCUACAAGAAAAAAGGUCUCAUCUCUGCCCAUCACCGAGUGAUCAUGGCACAACUUGCCACCCAGACUUCCAGCUGGGUGGAAGUGGACACCUGGGAGAGUCUGCAGAAGGAGUGGGUGGAGACUGCGAAGGUGCUAAGACACCACCAGGAGAAGCUGGAGGCGAGAGGCUGUGAGCAGCAGGACUCCCCUGUGCUGGAGAGGCCUGGCCGGAAGAGGAAGUGGGCUGAACAAAGAUCAGAAUUGAAUCAGAAGAAGACCCUAGAGCCACAAAGAAAAGACGUGCCCGAGGUCAAGCUGCUGUGCGGGGCAGACCUGCUGGAGUCCUUCGGUGUCCCCAACCUGUGGAAGCGCGAGGACAUCGCCAACAUCGUGGGGGACUACGGGCUCGUCUGCGUCACCCGGGCUGGAAACGAUGCUCAGAGAUUCAUCUACGAAUCGGAUGUGCUGUGGAGACACCAGGCCAACAUUCACCUGGUGAACGAAUGGAUCACCAACGACAUCUCGUCCACGAAGAUCCGGCGAGCCCUCCGAAGGAGCCAGAGCAUUCGCUACUUGGUACCAGACCUCGUCCAAGAAUACAUCGAGAAGCACAAUUUGUACAGCGCCGAGAGCGAGGAGAGGAACGUCGGGGUCAUCCUGGCGCCUCUGCAGAGAAACACGGCCGCCACUAACUCCAGAACUACCACAGCGUGAAGCCGCGCGCCUCCCCUGGGGGAAUCUGAAACUGUCUGGGUGUCAGCAGUUUAAUUGAUUUGAGCCAGAGAGAGCAGCUGGGGGAAGGAAUGGUGAUCCUCUUUCAUAAAUUGAAACUUGAAAGUUUGGUAAAAAUCAGUUGUUAAUUAAAAUCAGGUUUAUUUUUUUUCUUUUUACCAGAAGUUGCGAAGGUGAAUGUUUUUUGUUUUGAAUGUGCGAAUCCUUUUAUCUUUAAAACGAGAUUAGCAGCACUCUAACCAGAAGACUGUUUAAUCAAAUUAACUAUAAAUCAGAAGGCAAAAAGGACAUCUGGUUUUCUCAUACUAGAGAAGCAAAGUCUGAAAAGCCAGGUGCAUUUAAAGGCCUCAUGUUGGUUAUGAAGGAACGAACACUUAUGGAUGCCUAAUUCUGGGCCGAAGAAGUCACUCUUCAAAACAGCCAUCUUGCAAAAGGCAGCACGGAGCAGCCAUCUCCAGCUGUGCACAGGCAGGCUGGAAAUGUGCCUGGCAGAAACCUCGGGCCCACAGAAUGGCUGGUUGGGCUUCGCCAAGAUACACCUGCCUGGAGCUCCACCUUUGGAGGCAGGGAGUGGGGUCCAAGCCCUGGCGUGUUUGCAGAAGCGGGCAGGUUUCUCCGAUACCCCCCCGUGGGAGAGAGCCUGUGCGUCACGUGUCUUACACGUUCUCCUAGCACAGCCCUAACCCUGGCCACCCUUUCGGAGAUGACAUCACGCUAAUGCGGUGUCUUAUUCAAGAAUGUGGUUAAGUGUCAGUGCUCUAAGCUUUAUGGGUAGCUUAAUAAGCAAAAGACAAACGGAGACCUUAAACACAUGAGAAACGCCCCACUGUGUGGCCAGAGUUUCAGCUCAGGGUUGGGGCGCUGGUGAGGGGUGUGGAAGCCAUCAGCCCCACCUGCACUGAGGGUCUGAAGAGCCUGCUGUUUCCUUGCAGCCACAGUGAAUCUGCCUUUUGUGAAUCUGUACAUUUUUCUCUUCUUGUCCCUUUGUGUGGACUUUAUU
Myotis davidii is the source of this 2206-nucleotide messenger RNA. RefSeq names its product nicotinamide nucleotide adenylyltransferase 1 (gene NMNAT1). The record is from RefSeq and is a predicted model, not a curated record. The coding region runs from base 235 to 1188 and encodes 317 amino acids. Lineage: Eukaryota; Metazoa; Chordata; Mammalia; Chiroptera; Vespertilionidae. Gene Ontology annotation, molecular function: nicotinate-nucleotide adenylyltransferase activity; nicotinamide-nucleotide adenylyltransferase activity. The transcript is spliced from 7 exons. Gene Ontology annotation, biological process: NAD+ biosynthetic process.